CUUCUUCCUUCAUUGAACACAUUUACUUUCAUUGUUCAACUUUCUCGCAUUAUCUUCCACCAAUUUAACCCUACUUGCACACAUCCCUGUAUUAAUUCCUACCAAUGGAUUUGGAAGCUGUGGCAGAAACAGUUGAAAAUUCUAAUGAUCAAAUAUCAGCAGCAUUUGAAAGCAGUUCUAUUGGGGAGCCAAAUGUUGGUAUGGAAUUUGAGUCAGAGGAAGCUGCUAAGAACUUUUAUGAGAAAUAUGCAAAGCAUGAAGGGUUUGUUGUUCGCCUUGAUCGCUGCCAUCGUUCUGAGGUUGACAACCGAAUCAUUUCACGCCGUUUUUCAUGCAAUAAGCAAGGUUUUCAUGUGAGGGUUAGAAAUAAAACCAAGCCUGUUCAUAAACCAAGGACUAGCAUAAGAGAAGGUUGUGAAGCCAUGAUGUUGGUUAAAGUUAAAUGUGGGAAGUGGGUGGUUACUAAAUUUGUGAAGGAGCACAGUCAUCUACUAAAUGCUUCUGGUUCUCCUUCAUAUAGUAAAAUGAUUGAGUCAAAGGAUAGGAUAAUUCAACAACUCACAAAGGAACUUGAGUACCGAGAUCGAUUAUGUCAGCAAUAUCGCAGACAGCUAUUCUCCCUUCUGGAGACUGUUGAGGAACAAACAGAAAGUUUAUCAAAAAAUGUUGAGCUUGUUGUUAACAAUAUAAGAAAUCUUUAGAAUGAAGUGCAAAAACCUUAUAACACUGACACUUCCACACAGGAUUUGUUAGAAAGCAAUAAUUUUUGUUUCAUCUUUUAUACUAACUUGGGUCUAAUGUAAAGGAUAGCAAUGAAUAGGAUUUUGGAGAUGAUUUGGCAAAAAGUAUCCAUUGUAAGCCUAAUAGAAUUCAUGCUACUUGAGUCAGAUUCAUUAUUACAUUGUUUUUCUUCUGUUAAUAAUGGAUCA
Vigna radiata var. radiata (mung bean) is the source of this 929-nucleotide messenger RNA. RefSeq names its product protein FAR1-RELATED SEQUENCE 5. The record is from RefSeq and is a predicted model, not a curated record. The transcript has 3 exons. NCBI's taxonomy places the organism in Eukaryota, Viridiplantae, Streptophyta, Magnoliopsida, Fabales, Fabaceae. The coding region runs from base 105 to 701 and encodes 198 amino acids.